Molecule: messenger RNA, 2969 nt
Organism: Histoplasma capsulatum G186AR
Lineage: Eukaryota; Fungi; Ascomycota; Eurotiomycetes; Onygenales; Ajellomycetaceae
Product: phosphoprotein phosphatase A
Exons: 10
Coding region: 277-2130 (617 amino acids)
Biological process (GO): protein dephosphorylation
Cellular component (GO): protein phosphatase type 2A complex; cytoplasm
Molecular function (GO): protein phosphatase regulator activity
Source: RefSeq, a predicted model, not a curated record
CUUUUGUCCGACCUUGUCACUUACCCUGUUCUUCCUGUAAAGCAGGUUUGGGCUUCCACUCUUGAGGAUAUCCAAGGUCUAUCUACGCCAAGGUCCACGCGUGGAAUUCCCUUAUCUGCAUAUCGGGUCCCUCUCUAGUUCUUCAACGAUCUCCAUAAGAACUCAAUUGGCACGCCCCCCUCCGGUCGAACACACCUCCUAGAAAAACCUGUCGCGAUAUCGGCUCAUUCUCCGCCUUCCUUCCCUUCCCUUAAUCAAUACACUCCUUUUCUAGCUAUGGAAGGCCAGGGCGAAAAUGAUGAGCUCUACCCUGUCGCCGUUCUGAUAGAUGAACUGAAGCAUGAGGAUGUCCUCCUCCGUUUAAACGCCAUCCAUCGCCUAUCCACGAUUGCUCUGGCCCUUGGCCCGGAACGAACGCGGGACGAAUUGAUCCCUUUUCUUGAUGACUCUGUCGAAGAUGAAGAUGAAGUUCUGACUGCGCUUAGUGAGGAGAUGGGUAAUUUCGUCGACUAUGUUGGUGGGCCGGAAUAUGCACAUAUUCUCCUAUCUCCCCUAGAGAAUUUGGCUGCAAUUGAGGAACCCUUGGUGCGAGAAAAGGCGGUUGAAUCCCUCAACAAAAUUUGUGGCCAGCUUUCUGCCAAGCAAAUCGAAGAAUAUUUCAUACCCCUCACCGUGAGCCUCUCGAAGGCGGACUGGUUCACCUCCAAAAUAUCUGCCACAGGCCUCUACAGUGCUCCAUAUUCCAAAGCCUCCCCAGCUUCGCAGCAAGGUCUUCGACAGCAGUUUGGACAUCUGGUCCACGAUGAUACUCCUAUGGUUAGACGCCAGGCGGCAAAUAACCUCGCUAAGUUUACCAAGGAGAUGACCACGCAAGUAAUCAUAGAAGAAAUAAUCCCUCUCUUCCAAUACCUUGCAAAUGACGACCAGGAUAGCGUGCGACUAUUAACAGUGGAUAUCUUGAUUUCAAUCUGCGAAGAGAUCCCAAAAGAACAGCAGUCAAGUCACGGUGUCCUUUUAACCGCGCUGCGAAGUUUAUUUGAAGAUAAAAGUUGGCGGGUUAGGUACAUGGUUGCUGAUAGAUUUGAGAAGAUCGCAAAAGCUGUUGAUGACGAGGUGCUGAAUCGGGAUCUAGUUCCUGCUUUUGUGAAGUUGCUGAAGGAUACUGAGGCAGAGGUCCGCACAGCAAUCGCCGGACAGAUUCCUGGUUUCUGCGAGCUGCUGGAUAGAGACACCCUUUUGAAUGAAAUAAUGACUAGCAUCGAAGACCUCGUGUCUGAUCCUUCCCAACAUGUGCGCGCCGCGCUUGGUACACAAAUCAGUGGGCUGGCGCCAAUACUUGGCAAGGAGGAAACUAUUGCACACCUACUCCCUAUGUUUUUACAAAUGCUGAAAGAUGAAUUCCCCGAUGUACGCCUCCACAUUAUAUCCAAACUGGAAUUGGUCAAUAAAGUUAUUGGUAUCGAGCUUCUAUCCCAAUCCUUACUCCCUGCGAUUGUACAGUUGGCGGAAGAUAAGCAAUGGCGUGUCCGUUUGGCCAUCAUCGAAUACAUCCCCCUUCUUGCGAGUCAGCUUGGCGUAAAGUUCUUUGACGAACAGCUCAGUGCACUUUGCAUGGGCUGGCUUGGGGACGCCGUAUUUUCCAUUCGCGAGGCAGCCACUCAGAACCUGAAGAAACUGACCGAAGUGUUUGGCGUGGAAUGGGCGAAAAACUCUAUCAUUCCAAAGGUCAUAUUGAUGGGCCAACAUCCAAACUACCUUUACAGAAUGACAACUUGUUUUGCCAUUUCCACACUCGCCCCAGCCGUCAACCUCAACAUAAUCGAGACCUCCAUCCUCCCGAUUCUGGAGCGACUUGUCGGCGAUGACAUCCCGAACAUCCGUUUCAACGUUGCAAAAUCUUAUGCUGUAAUGAUAGAUACCCUCCAACGCCUUCCCGCAGAAGGCACGUUGGCCGAACUCGAGAAAUCCGGCCAUGCAAGCAGUACUCCGGGCCCGCGCAACCACGCCAUCGUACAGCAACAGAUUCUUCCAAAUCUUGAGAAAUUGCAGCAGGAUGAUGAUGUCGACGUGCGAUAUUUCGCUACCACAGCUGCAAGCAGCUUUUCAGAAGCCAUGCAAACAUCCCCAUGACUUUCUCCCAACGAAUUUGAAAAAAGAAAGAUACAUUUCAAAUAUCGCAACCUUCCACACCCACAGCACGGCCCUUUCUUUGUUUUAAUCAAUGGCUGACUAAAUACAUUAUUCUCAUGCAUGCUUGUGUUGCUGCCUCUUCCUCUCACAUUCGCGCUGUGCUUUAUGAAUUCGUUGACUUAGAGAAGCCACUUUCCCUUUCCUUUUUUUUUUCUAUAAUUGCUUGCGAGGAAGAUACAGACCCAAACCCAGUAAUCAACCUAGCUUUUCUCUCACAUUAUUUCUUACGAAAUGGGAAAAAAAGGGGCGGAAGAAACCAUGUGGAGAAGACAUGCCCAAGUACUUGGAAAAAUUCCUUUUUACCUUCUUAAUUCUUUCUCUUUAAUGUCAGGUUAGAAAGUGGAAAUGGAAAUCACCAUGUGCCCUUUGACCAGUAAGUAAACAGGCAAGUAUUGAAAACAUUACGAUCAUCUUUUUCUCCCUCUUUUCUCCUAACCCCUUUGUGUUGUUCAUUUUCAUCCUUCCCAAGUCAUCGUAUUUCCUACCCCCUCGCGCACCGCACACCCUUACUCCUAUUCCCCUUUCUUUUUAAACCCCCCAGAUGUAGAGUACCAAGGACCUCUCUUUCUAUCCGUCUUUCAUGGGCGUGUGACAUCCUAUUAAGUUGCAAAGACAUACGCAUUGAAAGGAGGCAAAACGGUAAAAAGGGAGAGAGGGAGAAAUGAUGAGGGCCCAAGGUGGACAAAAGAAUCAAGCAGAACAAGAUGUAAGAGAGCAGAGAGCAGAUAGAUAAGACAAGAAAUCAAUUAAUUCAUUUUCUUUUCAUUCUCUUCUCCUCG